Molecule: messenger RNA, 648 nt
Organism: Volvox carteri f. nagariensis
Lineage: Eukaryota; Viridiplantae; Chlorophyta; Chlorophyceae; Chlamydomonadales; Volvocaceae
Exons: 6
Biological process (GO): fatty acid biosynthetic process
Molecular function (GO): fatty acyl-[ACP] hydrolase activity; acyl carrier activity
Source: RefSeq, a predicted model, not a curated record
GGAGCAUUCCUACCGGACAAGCGCGCAUUUCGGGAGGAGCACAGGAUUCGGGGAUAUGAAGUAAGCCCUGACCAGCGGGCAACUAUGGUGACCAUGGCUAACUUGUUACAGGAAGUGGCUGGUAACCACGCCGUCGGCAUGUGGGGACGAACUGAUGAAGGCUUUGCAAACCUUCCCAGCAUGAAGAACGUUCUCUUUGUGAUGACAAGAUUACAAGUGCGGAUGUUUCAAUAUCCUAAAUGGGGCGACAUCGUUGACAUUCAAACGUACUUCACGGAGGAGGGCCGUCUGGCGUUCCGACGAGACUGGAAAGUAACUGACGCAGCCACGGGCACGGUGUUGGGCGCAGCGACGAGCACCUGGGUGACGAUCAACAUGGAGACACGGCGUCUCUCAAAGCUUCCCGACAACCUGCGCAAGCAGUUCUUGCGGUUUGCGCCGGCGAGCAGCAAGCACGUGCUACCUGCCGAGGAGACGAAGCGGAAGCUGCCUGACAUGGACAUGCCUGGCCAGGUCCAGGGUCCGAAGCAGGUGGCGCGCCGCAGCGACAUGGACAUGAAUGGUCACAUCAACAAUGUGACCUACAUUGCAUGGGCGCUGGAAAGCGUACCGGAAGACGUCUAUCACACACAUCACCUGAGCGAGGUG